This is a messenger RNA of Closterium sp. NIES-65, 2193 nucleotides long. The record is from the annotation of a GenBank genome assembly. NCBI's taxonomy places the organism in Eukaryota, Viridiplantae, Streptophyta, Zygnematophyceae, Desmidiales, Closteriaceae.
AUGGCCAUGGCGGGGUUGCAACACCAGGGCGGCAGCAUGAGCACGAGCAGCAGCGGCAGUGAGAGCAAGACGAUGAAGGAGAGGCAUGCGUCGGCGGCGCUCGAGGAGCUGCGCGCCAUCGUGCAGGCGUGCGCGACCAUGCUCAACAGGAAGCCGUCAUCGCUGAAGCGCGCGUUCGAGCGGCGGCACCCGCAGCUGGCGGGGGAGGCGGACAGCGCGCUGUACGCCACCCACCUGCUGCUCUUCGCGCUCCACCGCGCCCUCCGCGCCUGCACCCUGCGCACCGCCCUCGCCGCUUCCAAGGUCCCCUUCCCUCCCCUCUGUCCCCUCUGCGCCAUCACCGUGCCACUGGACCAGCUGCUGUACCGCAGCAUAACCACCUUCGCCACUCUGCACCGCAUGCACCUCGAGGCCCAGCAGCAGCAGCAGCGCGCGCGACGGCAGGCGUUCAGCAAGGGCGCGGGGGCCAGCAGGGGAGCGCCGCCCAGGCCGCCGUCCAUGGGGCACGAGCAGACCGCUGAUGUGCCCCCUCCCCUUCAUGACACCCGCCCUGCGUCCUCCUGCUCCCCGCUGCCCCAGCAGCAGGUGCAGGCGGUGGGCACGGAGGAGGAGAGGUUGGAGAAGGAGAGGGCUUUGCAGGCGGAGGCGAUGGCGCUGGGGUUCACACGCGUGGCGCCGCUGCUGGGGGAGCUCGCCACGCCCGCCACGGCCGCCUGCCUGCACCACCACCUCGCCUUCACUCGCGCUGCCAACUCGCCCUCCGCCCAGCCGCCCCCCUCGGGCCUCUCUGCCGACCCGCAUGCACCAGUUUGUGGCCGCCGUGGCACAGUGAGUGGGGCGCAGGGAGUGGGGCGCAGGGAGUGGGGCGCAGUGAGUGGGGCGCAGGAGUGGGGCGCAGUGAGUGGGGCGCAGGGAGUGGGGCGCAGGGAGUGGGGCGCAGUGAGCGGGGCGCAGAGAGUGGGGCGCAGUGAGUGGGGCGCAGGGAGUGGGGCGCAGGAGUGGGGCGCAGUGAGUGGGGCGCAGGGAGUGGGGCGCAGUGAGUGGGGCGCAGGGGAGUGGGGCGCAGUGAGUGGGGCGCAGGGAGUGGGGCACAGUGAGUGGGGCGCAGGGAGUGGGGCGCAGGAGUGGGGCGCAGUGAGUGGGGCGCAGGGAGUGGGGCGCAGUGAGUGGGGCGCAGGGAGUGGGCGCAGUGAGUGGGGCGCAGUGAGUGGGGCGCAGGGAGUGGGGCGCAGUGAGUGGGGCGCAGGGAGUGGGGCGCAGGAGUGGGGCGCAGUGAGUGGGGUGCAGGGAGUGGGGUGCAGUGGUGGGGCGCAGGGAGUGGGGCGCAGUGAGUGGGGCGCAGUGAGUGGGGCGCAGGGAGUGGGGCGCAGUGAGUGGGGCGCAGGGAGUGGGGCGCAGGAGUGGGGCGCAGUGAGUGGGGCGCAGGGAGUGGGGCGCAGUGAGUGGGCGCAGGGAGUGGGGCGCAGUGAGUGGGGCGCAGUGAGUGGGGCGCAGGGAGUGGGGCGCAUGGGGCGCAGUGAGUGGGGCGCAGGGAGUGAGGCGCAGGGAGUGGGCGCAGUGAGUGGGGCGCAGGGAGUGGGGCGCAGUGAGUGGGGCGCAGUGAGUGGGGCGCAGGGAGUGGGUGAGCAGGAGGCGAUGGGCAAGCGCACGGGGGUGAUAGCAGCGGCGCUGGGGCUGCAGGAGAGGGAGGUGGUGGUGGCGGAGAGCGACGCCACGCUCUACAUCGACGCCCCGGGGGCGCCCAAGACGCUUGUGGGCCAUGGCCGCCUCUACCUCACCCCUCUCGCCCUUUACUUCCAGGCGGACGCCACGGGCUUCCUGCGCACGGUGGCGGGGAGGGUGGAGCGCUUUGACCUGGCAGCUGUGGGGGCGGAGGCGGCGGUGGCAGAGGUGGCGCCGGACGCGCUGGCGCUCAACGUCUUCUCCAUGACGCGCUCCCUUGCCCUCUCCUCCCGCCUGUGCGCUCCCUCGCCCUCUCCUCCUCCCUGUGCGCCCUGCUCGCUCGCUCUUUCUUCCCGCCUCUCUGCUCCCAUUCUUCCCGUCGCACUCCCGCUUCUGCCCAACGCCCCAUGCUCAUCCCAUGGCCCUCCCAUCCCCCAUGCACCACACUUCUCCUCAUCAAGUCCCCCAUGCUGCUCUCCUUGUCAAGGGACCUCCCUGCCACCUGCAAUCCGUGUGCACGUGGUGCUGUGA